UUUUUUAUAAAUAAUUUGUUUUGAAUUUUCAUUUUGAAACUAUUUUUAAAAGAUUAAAAAUUUUAAAUAUUUAUUUAUAUAUUUAUUAAAAUCUCAAGUUCCACAUUCUAAACCAUAUCUCAUCCUUCAAUUUUAAACCAUAAAUAUAAAUUAAUUAAUCAUAGAUUUAUAAAUAUGAAAAAUAAAUGGUACUAUAAAUGAGUUAUUUUUGGCAAUUUUUCAAAACAAAAUCAAAAUAAAAAACUAUAGAAAAAGAGAAGGUUAACGGAAACAGGUAAAGUCUAUUGAAAACGACGGUUCAUGGUCAAUCGGGAAUCUCUGGGAGAAAACCUCAAUCAUGGAGUCGUGAAGGUGAAGGAGAUUCCUUUUGCUUACGCUCUGAUUCGAUCUUCGUGAUCGAAAAGCCCUAGUUUAGUUUGAGAUCCUCCCGAUUCAAGCUAAGAAGCCAAGGAACUUCAGACGAUUGAGGGAGAAUUAGGGAUUUGGUUUUUGGGAUGACGAGCUUUCGUGUGGGAGGGAAGGUAGUGGAUAAGGUUGAUUUACGUAGGAAGAAACACUGGGCGUGGCGUUUGGAUGUUUGGCCCUUUGCGAUUCUCUAUGCUACUUGGCUGACUACUAUAGUCCCCAGCAUAGACUUCACUGAUGCUGCCAUCGCGCUUGGUGGCCUUGUUGCUUUCCACAUCUUAGUCUUGCUUUUCACUGCGUGGUCUGUGGAUUUCAAGUGCUUUGUCCAGUUUAGCAAGGUUAACAGUAUCGAUCAGGCAGAUGCGUGUAAAGUUACCCCAGCCAAGUUUUCUGGUUCUAAAGAAGUUGUGCCUCUUCAUUUUCGUAGCCAAUUGAUAGGUUCCGCAUCUUCGAAGGACAUGGAAGAAAUAUUCUUUGACUUCAGAAAGCAGCGUUUUAUAUACUCAAAAGAGUUAGGAGCCUUUUCCAAGCUUCCUUACCCCACAAAGGAAACAUUUGGUCAUUAUUUAAAAUGUACUGGUCAUGGUACAGAAGCUAAAGUUGCUACUGCCACUGAGAAGUGGGGAAGGAACGUAUUUGAUUAUCCUCAACCUACAUUCCAGAAGCUGAUGAAAGAAAACUGCAUGGAACCUUUUUUUGUGUUUCAGGUUUUCUGUGUGGGUCUUUGGUGCUUGGAUGAGUUCUGGUAUUACAGUGUGUUCACACUGUUCAUGCUUUUCACGUUCGAGUCAACAAUGGCAAAAGCCCGGCUGAAGACAUUAACCGACCUGAGACGUGUUAGGGUUGACAGUCAGACUGUGAUGGUCUAUCGAUGCGGGAAGUGGGCGAAGCUCUUAGGUAUAGAUCUGCUGCCAGGAGAUGUUGUGUCCAUUGGGAGACCUUCAACUCAAACGGGAGGAGAGGAUAAGACAGUACCAGCGGACAUGCUUUUACUGGUAGGAAGUGCUAUUGUAAAUGAAGCCAUUUUGACUGGCGAGUCAACUCCCCAGUGGAAGGUUCCAAUUGCUGGCGAAAGAUCGGAUAACAAAUUAUCGAUCAAAAGGGGUAAAAAUCAUGUUUUAUUUGGCGGGACCAAGAUCUUGCAACAUUCACCUGACAAGUCAUUUCCUCUGAAAACCCCUGAUGGUGGCUGUCUAGCUGUUGUUCUCCGAACUGGAUUUGAGACAAGCCAAGGAAAACUAAUGAGGACAAUUUUGUUUUCUACGGAGAGGGUUACUGCAAACAGUUGGGAGAGUGGUCUGUUCAUAUUAUUUCUAGUUGUAUUUGCCGUGAUAGCAGCUGGUUAUGUUCUUGUAAAGGGUCUUGAGGAUCCUACACGGAGCAAAUAUAAGCUCUUGCUAGGCUGUUCACUUAUCAUCACCUCAGUGAUCCCGCCCGAAUUACCCAUGGAAUUAUCGAUUGCUGUCAAUACGUCAUUACUUGCUCUUUCACGUCGUGGGAUAUUCUGCACAGAGCCUUUUAGGAUCCCUUUUGCUGGGAAGGUUGAUUUGUGUUGUUUCGAUAAGACUGGUACACUCACGUCAGAUGACAUGGAGUUUCGAGGAGUUGGGGGCUUGACUGAUUCUGUAGAGGCAGAGACUGAUAUGAGCAAGGUUCCUGUACGCACAUUGGAGAUUUUGGCUUCUUGUCAUGCCUUGGUCUUUGUAGACAACAAGCUGGUCGGAGAUCCUCUUGAGAAGGCUGCACUUAAGGGAAUAGACUGGAGUUACAAGUCUGAUGAAAAGGCCUUGCCAAGAAAGGGAAAUGGCAACUCGGUGCAGAUUAUGCAGAGAUACCAUUUUGCUUCGCAUCUGAAGAGAAUGUCAGUUAUCGUUUGUAUUCAGCAGGAAUAUUUUGUGUUUGUGAAGGGUGCACCAGAGACCAUCCAAGAUAGGCUUGUGGAUGUGCCUGCUUCAUAUAUCGAAACAUAUAAGAGAUACACACGCCAAGGAUCUCGAGUUCUAGCUCUUGCAUUUAAACGACUUCCUGAUAUGACGGCUAGUGAGGCUAGAGAGAUGGACAGAGAUGCUGUCGAGAGUGACCUUACUUUUGCUGGAUUUGCGGUAAUGGCACACUGCUUUAGGCAGCUUUACUUUCUUCAUGUCUUCAACUGCCCCAUUAGAUCAGAUUCAGCCGCCGUUCUCUUGGAGUUGAAGAAUUCAUCUCAUGAUUUGGUGAUGAUUACUGGUGAUCAAGCAUUGACAGCUUGUCAUGUUGCAAGCGAAGUGCAUAUUGUGUCAAAUCCAGUUUUAAUACUUGGUCAAUCAAAACCUGGUGACAAAUACAAGUGGGUGUCACCUGAUGAGAAAGAGAUCACACCCUACAGUGACAAAGAGAUCGAAACCCUUGCAGAGACCCAUGAUUUAUGCAUUGGAGGUGACAGCAUUGAAAUGCUACAGGCUACAUCUGCUAUUUUGCGAGUCAUUCCGUUUGUCAAGGUUUUUGCGAGAGUUGCCCCACAGCAGAAGGAGCUAAUCUUAACCACCUUUAAAGAUGUAGGAAGAGGAACUCUGAUGUGUGGGGACGGGACAAAUGAUGUUGGAGCAUUGAAGCAGGCGCAUGUUGGAGUUGCCUUACUGAAUGCUGUACCUCCCUCCUCAACUGGAUCGGAAUCGUCUAAAGAUAAUUCAAAGUCAAAGAAACCCAAACCACCAUCAGAACCAACAGCCAGCAAAACCGCAAUUCAGAACGAGGAAGGGUCAUCAAAGGGAAAGAUGACACCCCAAAACCGCCACUUAACUGCUGCUGAACUGCAAAGACAAAAGUUAAAGAAGAUGAUGGAUGAACUAAACAGCGACGAAGGUGAUGGCAGGUCAGCUCCCUUAGUCAAACUUGGAGAUGCAUCAAUGGCGUCUCCCUUCACAGCUAAACAUGCAUCGGUCGCCCCAGUGACGGACAUAAUCCGACAAGGUCGUAGUACACUUGUGACGACUCUUCAAAUGUUCAAAAUCCUCGGUCUGAACUGUCUCGCCACAGCUUAUGUCCUAAGCGUUAUGUACUUAGACGGUGUGAAGCUCGGUGAUGUCCAGGCUACAAUCAGCGGCGUAUUAACAGCUGCGUUUUUCCUCUUCAUAUCUCACGCUCGACCUCUUCAAACCCUCUCUUCAGAGCGACCACACCCGAGCGUCUUCUCCCUGUACCUCUUCCUCUCUCUCCUCGGACAGUUUGCUGUUCACAUAACCUUCUUGAUCUACUCGGUCAAAGAAGCUGAGAAACACAUGCCAGAGGAAUGCAUCGAACCAGACGCCACAUUCCAUCCUAAUUUGGUGAACACAGUGUCAUACAUGGUGAGCAUGAUGCUUCAGGUUGCGACAUUCGCUGUGAACUACAUGGGACAUCCUUUUAACCAGAGUAUCAGAGAAAACAAACCCUUCUUCUACGCGCUCAUCGCUGGAGCAGGUUUCUUCACGGUGAUCGCGUCUGAUCUGUUCAGGGACCUGAACGAUUCGUUAAAGCUGGUUCCGUUACCAGAAGGUAUGAGGGAUAAGCUUCUCCUGUGGGCUUUGCUGAUGUUCGUCAUCUGCUACUCGUGGGAACGGUUCCUCAGGUGGGCUUUCCCUGGUAAGAUUCCUUCGUGGAAGCAUAAACAAAGAAGUGUCGCUGCAAAUCUGGAGAAGAAGAAGAAGGUAUAAUAUUAAGAAGAAGAGACAAAACAGGUUAGGUUGAAGGUAAUCAAUCAUCGAAUCCAUACAUUUAUAAAACUCGAGAGUAUUUGGGGAGCUUCGAAGUCACAUGAGAAUAGGUCUUAAGACAUUUUGUUCGCUGUUAUAGUUUAAGGUUUCUUCUCAUCUCUUGUUAUUUUUGUUACUACGCUCUAAGAAGCAAAAAUACAUCCCUCACAUUCUUUGAACUGAAUACAAGGGGUUUAACAUUAGUCUCUA
Brassica rapa (field mustard) is the source of this 4325-nucleotide messenger RNA. Its product is annotated as probable manganese-transporting ATPase PDR2. Gene Ontology annotation, biological process: intracellular calcium ion homeostasis; transmembrane transport. Lineage: Eukaryota; Viridiplantae; Streptophyta; Magnoliopsida; Brassicales; Brassicaceae. Gene Ontology annotation, cellular component: endoplasmic reticulum membrane. Gene Ontology annotation, molecular function: ATPase-coupled monoatomic cation transmembrane transporter activity; P-type ion transporter activity; ATP hydrolysis activity. The record is from RefSeq and is a predicted model, not a curated record.